Molecule: messenger RNA, 1344 nt
Organism: Lecanosticta acicola
Lineage: Eukaryota; Fungi; Ascomycota; Dothideomycetes; Mycosphaerellales; Mycosphaerellaceae
Source: the annotation of a GenBank genome assembly
AUGGCGGCAACGACAGAUAGAGCACGCUUCUAUCUGGAGCAGUACGUACCCGAAUUACAAGAAUGGUCGCAGAAAGGCAUCUUCUCCCGCGAGGAGAUCACCUCCAUCACCAAGAAAAGAAGUGAUUUCGAACACAUCCUCAACGCUCGCGGCUCGACACCAGCCGACUACGCACGCUAUGCCACCUACGAAAUGAACCUGGAUGCGCUACGGAAAAAACGCUCUAAGAGACUCGGGGCGAAAGCGACGGCAUUCGGAGGACAGUCCGCACAACGAACCGUCUUUUUCGUCCUAGAUCGCGCGACGAAGAAGUUUCCGGGCGAUAUGGGCCUCUGGAUGCAGUACAUCUCCUUCUGCAAGAAAGAGAAGGCUGGCAAAAAGCUUGGUAAGGUCUUCACGGCUGUGCUGAGAUUACAUCCGCGUGAUUGGGGCCUUUGGAUUCUUGCCGCAAAGCAUUAUGCCGAGACACAGGGUGAUAUGGGAACUGCAAGGAGUUAUUUGCAGAGAGGACUGAGGUUCAAUAUGGAUGAAGAGAGGCUGUGGUGCGAAUAUAUCAAGCUGGAAAUGGUUUAUUUGGCGAAGAUUGCGGCGAGGAAGAAGAUUCUGGGAUUGGACGAGAAGAAGGAUGAGGAGAGAGAUAAGCCGCGGGAAGACCAGAUGGACGAUGAGGAUAUGAUCGCUCUACCUGCUGUGACUGCGGAAGAUUUUGAGCCGGACGCGGGCAAGGGUGUGGAGGAGGUGGACGAGGACAUGCUGAAGCGACUGGACAGCGUACCUGCAUUCACCGGAGGCAUACCGAUGGCUUUAUUCGACGCAGCAAUGAAGCAGUUCGGUCAAAACGCACCGGAGGUCGCCGAAAGUAUCUUCGAUUUGGUCGCAUCAUUCAACCAUGUUCCGGCUACUCCAAAUAUCCUACAACACAUCCUGGAAUAUCUGCAGAACGCACCGCAAGCCUUCGCAUGCGAAGCCAAGCGCGAACUCCUCAACGUUGACUCCAAUUCGCCCGACUUUCCUAUAGCCCUUGGCAAGACACUUGCUCACCUCAAGCGCGGUCUGUCUAAAGUCGACGAGAAGCAGCGGUCCAAGCUUGCUGAGAAGGCUGUAUUAUUGUUACUCCCUCUUGCGGCAGGUACGGAUGUCGGUAAGCGAGUUGAUGAUGCAGAUGUCCAGAAAGCUAUUGAAGCAAGCAUGAAGAAGUAUGCCAAGAUAUGGGGCGAGGCAGCUGCGAAACCCGGCAAGAAAGCGACUGGUCCGAUGGCGCUUGCUGAGAAGAAGCGAAAGGAAGGCUUGGACCACGAGGCAUAUAUUAUCGACAGAUUGGUAUCCGGAAAGCGGCCGAUUUGA